UCUUUUUUUUUUUACAUUUUCAAUUAAUUCCUAUCUUUAAUUAAUUGUUCAGCUCCCCCUUGCUCUCUCGCUCUAUCUCUUGUCCCCAUCUCCUUGAUUCCCUUCUCUUUCUUAUAAACAGGGCAGCAGACUGAAAAGAUAGAUGGAUGCAUCGAUCCUUCGGGCCCCACACCUAGCUAACCUUGUAUAUGCGCGCGCGCGCACACACACAUGUGUAUCUAUAUAUACCCACAAAAACCAUCAGCAACUCAAACGCAAACUAAUAAUUAGCUCAUUAGCAAACGCACGGUCCAAUUCUGCCUUCUUCACCUCCCUUCUUCUGCUAGCUAGCAUAACUUCUUAUUUAUAUAUAUAUCUCCAAGUUGGCAGAGAAAAUGAGCAGCUGGAAGCCAGGAGACUGGAACUGCAGGUCGUGCCAAUACGUUAACUUCUGCAAGAGGGACUCCUGCCAGAGAUGCGGGGAGCCCAAGCUGGGCGUGCCGCUGCAUGAGAGGACCGACUACACCAGCGCCGGCGGUGCCGCUUGGGAUGUCAAGCCCGGCGACUGGUACUGCUCUUGCGGAGUGCACAACUACGCCUGCCGCUCCAAUUGCUUCAAGUGCGGAGCUGUCAAGAACGACUCCGGCGUCACCCAUUCCUGGGGAUUCGCCUGCCCUGGCCAGCAUGGCUGGAAGUCUGGCGACUGGACAUGUACCAGGUUGGGCUGCAAUGAGCACAAUUACGCGAGCAGGACCGAAUGCUUUCGGUGCAACGCCCCUAGGAACUACGGCUGAACAUGCACCAAAACCAAGAAAAGAGCUCACCACUGAAAGCUUCAAUGCAGACUUUUCUUUCUUUCUUUCUUUUUCCCCCCUUCUAUGUAUGUGAGGCAUCCCGAUAUUAAGGGAGAAUAUAUGGGAUCUAUAUAUCAAUGUAACUCCAGAUUUUCUGCACCUUGAUUUCUUUCUCACCAUAUGAUCGAUGUAUUAACCAACCUUAAUUUUCCAUAUAGCAUAUAACUGGGGUGUCUUGA
Molecule: messenger RNA, 1012 nt
Organism: Ananas comosus (pineapple)
Lineage: Eukaryota; Viridiplantae; Streptophyta; Magnoliopsida; Poales; Bromeliaceae
Product: zinc finger Ran-binding domain-containing protein 2-like
Exons: 4
Coding region: 375-773 (132 amino acids)
Cellular component (GO): cytoplasm
Molecular function (GO): mRNA binding
Source: RefSeq, a predicted model, not a curated record